UAUUCUUAACAAUAGCUAAACACAUGGAGGAUUUAAAAAGGCAUUCAACCAACACACAUUAUGGAGCAAUGAAUAGGAUUUGUUUGUGUGCACCUGCUUUGGUGGGAAUUCGGUUGCGCACUUACGUCCGUCUUUACGGUACUGCAGCGUCGUUGCCCUGACAACUCACAUUUGUUCGUCCUCUCUUCCGGGAGGAACAUCAAAAGGCUGCUUGCCAUAAAAACUAAACCAAACAAGCUAUCUGUUGCAACAAAAGUGUGUAUUAUAAAGCUGUUUUUUAUUAUUAUUACCGGGAGUAUCUGCCAUUAAAUAAAGACAGCGUUAAUGAUGGAAGCCCCGCUGGAAGACGAGACACCAGCCGGAGCCGCAGCGGGGAUUGAGGGACUCGAACUCGGAGAGGAGCUGAAAGCCUCUGACGAAGCGAACACGUUCAUGUCCAGCAUUGAGCCUGCAGAGCUGCUGAAGUGUGUGUUUCCAGAUUCUCUGGUGACUUUGUCAGAGGGCGGCCGGGACCUGGGGAAGUUCAGUGUGACGGUGGAGUUUGCCCGAAGAGUCCAGCAGCCGUGUAUGCUACUGCAUGCUAAGAGCCAGGGAGCCAUCGAUGACUCCCCCUGUGGAACUACAGUGAUGGCCUACCUAACCACGGACCUGGAGGUGCUGGAGGAAGAUUACCAUGAGUAUGUCAAGCUUGAAGGCCACAGUUUGGACAAGAGGCGUCACAUGGUGCAGCAUGACGGGCAGAUGGUGAUCAAUAAAGUUACCACUGUAGGAGAGGAGACGACGAAGGAGAGCACUUCUUAUCCCAUGUGUGUCCUACGAGGGCUGGUUACCGAGGGGUCCAGCUUGCUGCUGAUGCGCCUCAUCGCUCUGAGGAAGAUGGUGCCAGAACACAUGACCUUCAUCUCCUUCGACCAGGGAUUACAUAUCAUCCACACCACUUUUAGCGAGCUGGGUCUGAAGCAGCUGAAGGUUGGGGGUGAGGACGUGGAGGUAUUUGGGGUGGAGAGGAUUGUUCACUCUGUGGAGGACAGCCCCACUACCUGGCAGUGCUACUUCCUGGCUGAUGGGCACAUGGUCAGCAGAGUGCAGGUGGGAUCACCGGUCACCAUGAGGCUGCUGCAGCUGCCAUCACAGCUAGAAAAAGGUUUUGAGAAGGUCCCUCUGGUUUGGGAAGAAGACAUGCAGAUGCGCUCCAAGUUCUUGGACAGAAAGGAGGAGCUGAAGGCGGACCAUGCCUCCUACCUGAGACAGCAUCCAGAGAUCCGUGCGCUCGUAUCUGACUUCCUGCAGUUUUUGCUGCUGAGGAAACCAGAUGACGUCUUCCAGUUUGCCAGAGAGUACUUCCUCCCUUUUGCCUCCCGCCGUCCUCCAGAACCAAGCCUGGAAGCCUCCUCACUCUGAAAGCACAUGCUAAACAGCCUUUUUAAAAAAAACAUAUAUAGCUAUUCUGUUCAUUUAUCCUUUUAACUUGACAUUUAAUUUUAAAAUUGCAUUUGGUUAUGUUAUAUCUUGUCUGAUGUUAUAUAAGUGACAGAUGACUAGCUGUAUUAAAGGGAAACUUUCAAACCUGAGACUUCACCUGAGCUGUGUGAUCUUGCUAAAAAAAAAACUAACUUUAGUGAUCUGAAUAAAGUGGUAUGUUUCAAA
Sebastes umbrosus (honeycomb rockfish) is the source of this 1647-nucleotide messenger RNA. RefSeq names its product ciliogenesis-associated TTC17-interacting protein-like. The coding region runs from base 325 to 1401 and encodes 358 amino acids. Gene Ontology annotation, biological process: cilium organization; actin filament polymerization. The record is from RefSeq and is a predicted model, not a curated record. The transcript is spliced from 9 exons. Lineage: Eukaryota; Metazoa; Chordata; Actinopteri; Perciformes; Sebastidae.